AUGCUUCCUACCACCACCAAUGACAGAAAAUCCGGAAGCGGCCUCACCAACAAAAGAUGGCUAUUGUGCAUCGGUAUAUGUGGCAGUCUCUCAGCUGUCUUUCUCAUAAUCGGUCUCGCUACCUCGAGAAAUAUACCCCCAACAAGACCAUGGUGGGAUGCCGAAACGGUCAAGACCCAUUAUUCAACAUAUCGGAAAGGCACUCAAGCUGGAAGUAUCUUCUUCUUCGUGUCCGGUGCCCUGUUCCUCCCUUACUCCGCUGCAAUCACCAGUCAGCUUCGACUUAUCCCCGACCUCAAUCCAGCCAUUGCAGAUCUUCAGCUAGCCAGCGCGACAGCCGGUGUCUGGUUCUGGAUGAUAUCAGCGAUCUUCAUGUCACUGUUGAGCUUCCGUGACUACAGCGCUGAAUUGGUACAAUUGCUCAAUGAUGCCAUGUGGAUGUCACUUCUGCUGAACUGGCCCAUCUUUUGGAUGCAGUUUUGGACCAUUGCUUGGGCAAUUUUCGCAGACCGUAGCGCCAACCCGGUGUUUCCAAAGAUUAUGGGAUGGGUCAAUUUUAUUGCUCCAUUGGUGCUUGUGCUGGGGUCGGGGGUUCACAUGCACCAUACCGGCCCUUUGGCCUGGAAUGGUGGGUUGGUGUUUUGGCCCACCGUUGUUAUUUUUGGAGUGGAGAUGAAUUGCUCUUGUUGGUAUAUGAUACGGAAUAUUCUACGGGACCGGUACUAA
Molecule: messenger RNA, 726 nt
Organism: Penicillium odoratum
Lineage: Eukaryota; Fungi; Ascomycota; Eurotiomycetes; Eurotiales; Aspergillaceae
Exons: 1
Coding region: 1-726 (241 amino acids)
Source: RefSeq, a predicted model, not a curated record